Molecule: messenger RNA, 17023 nt
Organism: Hydractinia symbiolongicarpus
Lineage: Eukaryota; Metazoa; Cnidaria; Hydrozoa; Anthoathecata; Hydractiniidae
Product: midasin-like
Exons: 92
Coding region: 799-16254 (5151 amino acids)
Biological process (GO): ribosomal large subunit assembly; rRNA processing
Cellular component (GO): preribosome, large subunit precursor; nucleus
Molecular function (GO): ATP binding; ATP hydrolysis activity
Source: RefSeq, a predicted model, not a curated record
AAUAAUAGUGACCAAUUAAAUGUUGAGUUAUGAAAAUUUGAAUAUUGUGUUCAAAAAUUAAGUUUUUUUGAGUUUUUAUCUUUUAGAAUUUUUAUGUUUAAAUUCCACACAAGUAAUCACACGAAGAAAGAGAGAUACAUGUAGUGAUGUCUUAACCAAGACUAGUACAGUAGAGGGUUUUGGUGAAAAGCCAGUUUUGCCCCUAGACCACUGUACUAAGCGAGUAGGAGUCGCUAUAAAUUCCUCUCAACAUUCGAAUAACCAACUGAACGCCAAACAGAAAGAAAAUAGAGGGAGAUUGUUGAUCUUCUAUCUAGGCGAUUACUAAUAAGAAUCACUUGGUGGUGGGGUUUUAAUUGUAUUGAACCAGUAUCAUUGGUAAUUCGUUGUGUUUAGUCAGAGUGGUGUUCAAUAGUGUUGAGUUGAAUCAAUCACACUAAUUUAGCGUUGCGUUAUACGCAGAAAGAACUAUUGCGAAGAUAACCUACAGGCGAUUACUAAUAAGAAUCACUUGGUGGUGGGGUUUUAAUUGUAUUGAACCAGUAUCAUUGGUAAUUCGUUGUGUUUAGUCAGAGUGGUGUUCAAUAGUGUUGAGUUGAAUCAAUCACACUAAUUUAGCGUUGCGUUAUACGCAGAAAGAACUAUUGCGAAGAUAACCUACAGAAUGGAUUCUUGAACCAAAGCAGUGGGUAUUCUAUCAAACAAGCUGUAGUAUGUUGGAUGUUAUACUUGUAGUGUUUUCUGCACAUUUAUCUUUGUGAAAUAUGAUAUACUGUCGGAAUAUGAUGUAAACAAAAUAUGGAGGUGUUCCAACUCUUUAUUUAUGAUGAAUUAAAAGAGUUUUUGCAACUUGCAAAGAAUGCUCAAGUGGUUUCUCCUGAAAUAAGAAUAUUGGAAACAAUUGUGAAAAAAAAGGUGUGGUCCAUAUCAGAUAAAAAUGAUUUGCUACACAGCUUGUCUAUGUUGUUGUUAUCAUCCGAAGAAUGUCUUUCUGGUAUCCUGUCAUCCGCUUUUGCUUUUUUGUUACCAGAAUUAUAUUUCAGAGCUGUUGAGACAGUUACAAACACAAAUGAUAGAAAUUUAAACUUCUCUAGUUUGCUUGCAUCACUCCUGAGGAACUCAUGUGAAAUACUUAAUUAUGGUGUGCUUGUGGAGAAAGAAAUAUUUCGAUUGUUACAAUGGAUGAAAGAAGAAGUUCAAGAAUUUGUUGACAAUUUUAAUGUUAUUUUCAAUUAUUUGAGUUUACUAAUCACUUUAAUGGAUGCUGGAAAUUGUAGCUGUGAACAGAUUUGUUCAUUAGAACAUAUUCACACGUUUACUAGCAGUAGUAAUGUGGAACUUCGUUGGUAUUCUUUCAAAAUAUUAUCAAAAUCUUUGAAUAUUACAGACACUGAUUCUUACAUGCAAACUUGGUUCACUUUAAAUGAAUAUGAACAGAUGAUGUUAAAAGAUUCUUUAAAAAGAGUUGAUCAUAGAACUUUGUCUGAAGUAAAAAGGGGAGGUCAUUCAGCUUCAAGAACCCUAUUCUUAGAUAAAAGCAACUUCCGUGGUAACUAUGUUCCUGUCAUGAACUUCUUGUUUACCUUUUUUGACAAUGGUACUGAAUUACCACUAGAAUCCUCAAUGGUUUUAACAAAUUCAAUGUAUAGCAACUUAAAAUCACUCAUAUGUGCAGUAUUAUCAAAAUCUGCUGUUCUGUUAUCUGGAGAAAUGGGUUGUGGUAAAACAACCUUGGUAGAAUACUUAGCAGGAUGUCUUGGUCGCACUAAUCCUCCAGGGUUAUUAAAACUGCAACUUGGUGAUCAAACCGACAGCAAGUCAUUGCUGGGAACCUACAUGUGUUGUGAACAGCCAGCGACAUUUAAAUGGCAACCAGGCUCGUUAACACAAGCUGUAAUGCAAGGAAGUUGGGUGCUAUUUGAAGAUAUUGAUGCCGCUCCACCAGAUGUAAUGGCAACUUUAGUUAGCCUUAUCAAAUCAAAAUGUUUGAUUAUACCUGGACAUGGGGAGGAGAUUACACCUGCUGCCGGUUUUCAGAUCUUUGCAACAACGAGGUCUGGACACCACAGUUUCUCACAAAAUCAAAAUAUUUCCAUGCAAAUGCUUGAGAAGUUGUGUCACAGAAUACACAUGGAAGCUCCCAAUAAACAGGAAUUAAUACAGAUUGUUCAGACAAGAUUUAACAAUCUCUCUUCCAUUGCUUCAAAAAUGGUUGAUAUAUAUAGUCUUGUUUCAUCUGACGUUACAUUAGAAUCUGAUAAUGAUGUAGCUCAAACAAAGUUAUCAGCAGGCAGCAGGCAGAGUACACCUCGUGAUUUACUAAAAUGGUGUUGCCAUACAUCAAGAUCAAUCGAACAGUGUAAUCAAAUCCCUGCACAAGAGUGUAUAUUUUUAAAGGCUUUAAAUUGUUUUUGUUUGUCAGUGCCAAAAAUAAAAGACCGCCAUGCUAUCGCAUAUUCUGUUGGAGCUAAACUUGGUUUAACAAAGGAAAAAGUUGAAUAUUAUUUGUAUAAUUACAAACCAACUGUCGUAAAAACGGAUUUCUUUUUUAAAGUUGGUGAAGUAAAGUUAAAUAAAGAGGUAUGUAAAAAAAUAAACUUGCACUCAUCCAAGCAAAGAUUUUCAUUUACAAGACAUUCCCUGAAACUUUUGGAAGACAUUGCUGAAGGAGUUAUGAAUAAUGAGCCUAUUUUACUUGUUGGAGAAACUGGCUGUGGUAAAACAUCUACGGUUCAGUUCCUGGCAGAACAGUGUGGUCAAACAGUUAAUGUUGUAAACAUGAGUCAACAGAGCGAUAUGGCUGACUUACUUGGGGGGUUUAAACCAAUGGAUAUGGGACAAGUUGUAAAGCCAUUAAAAGAAAUGUUUGUGGACUUGUUCAUUGAGACAUAUUCACAAAAACAAAACCUGAAGUUUUUAGGACAUGUGGAUCAAUGUUUUGGUCAAAAGAAGUGGAGUACACUUAUCAAGUUGUUUGUGUAUUGCUGUCAAAAAGCACUAGGGAGAAAAAAGAAGGACACAGAAGACGAUGAAAUAUUCAAAAGUUUGGGAGCAAAAUGGGAGGCUAUGCUUUCAGACGUUAAUUCUCUGGAAAAGAAACUUUCCACUCAAGAAGGAUUAGUGUUCAACUUUGUUGAAGGAACUUUAGUUAAGUCUAUUAGGUCCGGUUAUUGGAUUUUACUGGAUGAAAUAAACUUAGCAACAGCUGAAACAUUGCAAUGUUUAAGUGGCUUGCUGGACAGCCAAUCCGGAUCCAUGGUGCUAACAGAGAGAGGGGAUAUCAAUCCAAUAACACGUCAUAAAAACUUUCGCUUGUUUGCAUGCAUGAAUCCUGCAACUGAUGUUGGCAAGAAAGAUCUCCCAUAUGGUAUAAGAAAUAGAUUUUCGGAAAUAUAUGUUGAUGAAAUGGAUGAUGCAUCUGAUUUAAAAACAUUAGUUGCUUAUUACCUGAACAACUUAAAUGUAUCUUCGGACAUUAUCAGUGGCAUUGUUAACUUUUACUUCACCAUUCGGAAUCUUGCAAAAGACAAACUUGUUGAUGGUUCUGGUUACAGGCCACAUUACAGCUUGCGAACACUGUGUCGUGGAUUACAAUAUGCAGUUAACCAAUUAAAUUGCCCACCUCUCAGAGCUGUUUAUGAGGGUCUAUGCAUGAGCUUUUUAACACAACUUGAUCGACCGUCACAUCCACUGGUGACUGCACAUAUUAAGAAAAAUGUGUUUACAAAUGUGAAAAACGUAUCAAGUAUAUUGUCUUCACCAUUGCCUAAACCACAGCAUGGAAACAACGUUUCUGUUCAAGGAUAUUGGAUUAGUGUUGGUAGUAAAAAGGCUUUUAAUGAUAAAGGUUAUGUGGUGACAACAAGUGUAAGGAAAAAUUUGCAAGACCUAGCAAGAGUUGUGGCUGGAAGAAAGUAUCCUGUGUUACUGCAAGGCGAAACAUCUGUUGGGAAAACAAGUUUAAUAUCAUAUCUUGCAAAGUUAACAGGUAACCACUGUGUUCGUAUAAACAAUCAUGAACACACAGAUAUUCAGGAAUAUAUUGGUUGCUAUGGUGCGGAUGACAAUGGAAAUCUUAUCUUUAAAGAAGGUGUUCUUGUAACAGCCAUGCGGAGAGGUUACUGGAUCAUUUUAGAUGAAUUGAAUUUAGCACCAACAGAUGUUUUAGAGGCACUAAAUAGGCUACUGGAUGAUAACAGGGAGUUAUUUAUUGCUGAAACGCAAGAAACAAUCAAAGCCCAUCCACAUUUUAUGUUAUUUGCAACACAAAAUCCUCCAGGUCAUUAUGGUGGAAGGAAGAUUUUAUCAAGGGCAUUUCGAAACAGAUUUGUUGAAUUACAUUUUGAUGAAAUUCCAAGCAAAGAACUGGAAGAAAUUCUUCAUAAACGCUGCAAUUUACCACAAUCAUACUGUCGUAAAUUUGUAAAAGUUAUGCUUGAUCUACGAGUCAGAAGACGCAACUCUGGUAUUUUUGCUGGCAAGCAUAGUUUCAUGACACUUCGAGACUUGUUCAGAUGGGCAGAACGAUAUCGACUCUCUGAGAAUGUUGAUGGAUUAUAUGACUGGGAACAGUGUAUUUGUGAAGAUGGUUAUUUGCUGAUAGCUGGUCGAUGUCGCAAAGAAGAUGAGACAUUCUUAAUUAAAGAGGUUUUGGAGCAAAACUUUAAAAAGAAAAUCAAUCUCAAGAGUUUGUAUGGUGGUAAUGCGUUGUCUUCCUCUAAGUUAUCAAAAAAGGUACUAAAUUGCACACUUGAAGAAUUUAAGCAUAUUGUGUGGACAAGUAACAUGAAACGGUUGGCAUUUCUUGUGGGAAGAGCUCUCCAGUUUGGUGAAGCAGUAUUACUGGUGGGUGAAACAGGUUGUGGAAAAACUACGAUAUGUCAGCUGUUUGCUUCAAUCAAUGCACAGCAGCUUUAUGCCGUAAACUGCCAUAUGCACACUGAAUCAGCAGAUUUUCUUGGAGGUCUACGCCCUGUUCGAGCCAAGGAUACAGAUGACAAAAGAUUGUUUGAGUGGUGUGAUGGCCCAUUAGUAAAUGCAAUGCGUGAAGGACAGAUGUUUUUAAUUGAUGAGAUAUCAUUAGCUGACGAUUCUGUGUUGGAAAGACUAAACAGUGUCCUUGAGACAGAUCGAUUGUUAGUUUUAUCUGAAAAAGGAGAAGUUGAAAAUAAAGUUGGUAAUAUUGAUAUAAUAAAAGCGAAAGAAUCUUUUCGUCUUAUUGCAACAAUGAAUCCAGGUGGUGACUUUGGCAAGAAAGAGCUUUCGCCUGCAUUGAGAAAUCGUUUUACAGAAAUAUGGUGUUCACCAUCAGAUAGUUAUGAUGAUUUAAAAAAGAUUAUUGAACAUAAUAUAAAGUAUGGAUUAAGCUUGAAAGCAUUUGCUAGCUGCCAAACUUCAGGUUUUGGAGAUGCUAUUGUUGAUUUCCUCAAGUGGUUUAAAGAAACAGAAAUUGGCAACAGAUUUACUAUCAGCAUUCGUGAUCUGCUUUCGUGGGUUCAGUUUGUAAACACAGUAUGUAAAUUUGAAGAAAAUGAUGCAGCGAUGGAAGAGCUUGAAAACCUCUCCGCUGCAAUCAUAUCUGCUGAGCAUGCAUAUGUUCAUGGUGCUUGUUUGGUCUUCAUUGAUUCUAUUGGUUCAGGAAAUUCUUCACAAGUAGCUGGCACAAGGGCUGCUAGUAUUAAAACACAAUGUAUCAAUUUUCUGCACAAACAAGUUGGAUUGGAACCAGUCUCAGUUGCACCAGCAAUUUAUUUUACAAAUCGUAACACCUUUAGCAUUGGCCCUUUCCACAUACCUAAAGGACAUUUGGCAGUAGCUGAGAGAGACAGCUACAAUCUGUCUGCGAAAACAACACUAAAGAACGCACUACAUUUACUUCGAGGUUUACAACUUACAAGGCCAAUUUUGUUAGAAGGAUCACCUGGUGUAGGAAAAACUAGUUUAGUGAUGGCUGUGGCAAGAUUAUCUGGACACAAUAUUAUAAGAAUAAACUUGUCAGAAGAAACUGAUGUUUCAGAUUUAUUUGGAUCGGAUUUACCUGUAGAAGGGGCUACAGGAGGAACUUUUGCUUGGAGGGAUGGACCACUACUGAAAGCUUUAAAAGCUGGAAACUGGGUGGUGUUUGAUGAGCUUAACCUUGCAUCACAAUCUGUAUUGGAAGGUCUGAAUGCAUGUUUUGACCAUCGUGCUGAAGUUUAUGUGCCCGAAUUAAACAAAACAUUUCAAGUUCAAAAAGAGAAGACAAAAAUAUUUGCUUGUCAAAAUCCAUUGCGUGAAGGUGGUGGAAGAAAAGGAUUACCAAAAUCUUUUUUAAAUAGAUUUACAAAAGUUUAUGUUGAUGCAAUGACACCAGAAGAUUUCCAUCUUAUUAUUAAAACUGCUUUCCCUCAAAUUGAUGAAGUGAAAAUCCGUAAUAUGAUUAAAUUUAAUGCCACUUUGCACAAAGACAUAGUUGUAGAUGGAAAAAUUGGUAGAAAAGGAAGUCCAUGGGAGUUUAAUAUCCGUGAUAUAGUCAGGUGGUGUGAGCUUCUAUCAUCUUCUGGUGAGGAUGAUCCUGGAAAGUUUGUUGGGUUGUUGUAUCAAGAUCGUAUGAGAAUUGUUGAAGACAAACAGCAGGUGAUUAAAAGAUAUCAAAAUAUCUUUAAGGAUUUCAGCCUACCUGAAAGAUGUAAAACACGGCAAUGUCAUUUGAAACUGACAUCAUCAGAAUUUACGAUUGGUUCAACCAGCAUUAAGAGACACAAUGACAUGUGUUCUCCCCAGAGACAAAAUUAUCAGUUGUUGCGAUCAAGUAUACCUCACUUAGAGUCACUCAUGAUGUGCGUAAAAAUGAAGUGGUUAGCUAUCUUGGUUGGGUCGGAGGCAACAGGAAAAAAUUCAUUAGUGCAUAUUCUUUCCAACAUAUCAGGUAAAAAACUAGAUGUGCUUUCAAUGAAUAGUGGUAUGGAUACGUCUGACUUUGUUGGUGGUUUUGAACAGCUUAAUGUAUCGUUUCACAUAAAGAAGUUUUAUAAAGAUGUGUCUGCGUUGAUAGACACAAUGUUAUGUCAUUGUUUGCAGCAUAACCCACAUGGUGAAUUUACGCUGCUUUUUCAAAUAAAAGAAAAGCUGCUUGAAAAUUCACAAGCUGUUACACAUGACAAUGAGAGGAAUUUAGAUGAAUUGAGUGCAAGUUUUGAUGUAAUGAUGGAUAAAUACAACCAAGUAUUACAGUCAUUCUCUGCAUUAAGAGAUUUUAAAGAAAAAUUGACCAAGUUACGUCAAACAAUUGCACAGAGUAGGGAAAGCAAAGGACAAUUUGAAUGGGUGGAUGGCAUUUUUGUCAAUGCUUUAAAGAAGGGCCAUUGGCUGCUGAUUGAAAAUGUAAAUUUUUGCAGCUCGUCUAUAUUGGACCGAUUAAAUGCGUUACUGGAACCGAAUGGAGUUUUAACAAUAGAUGAAAGGGGUGUGAUAAAUGGUGAAAUACCAGAAGUGGUACCUCAUCCAAAGUUCAGGUUGUUUAUGUCAAUGGAUCCAAAAUAUGGCGAAAUAUCUCGUGCUAUGAGAAACCGUGGUGUGGAAAUAUACAUACCAUCAGAGCGAGAUGGUGUUAUUUUGGAUACAAUUGAUAUCAAUCUGUUAAUGAAGUCAAAAGCCUUGAGUGACCAUUCAAUGAUAUCCUUUAUCCAAAAAAUUCAUCUUGAAGUUAAGAGAAACAACAAUAAUGUCAGGUCAUCAAAAAUGUUGCAAGCUUCAUCUUUGACUUCUAAACUUCUUACAAAUGGAUGCAGUAAAGAAACAGCUGUGAAGCAAGCUUGCUACGAAGUAUAUUGUAAAAGCGAACUGACUUUUCAUAUGAAAAUGAGUAUCAGUCAAUUUAUCACUGAAGCCUCAUUAGAUGAAUUUCACAACAGUAAAAUUAAUUCGUUAAUACCUUGUGUUAAUGACUACUGUGAUUCACCUACACUUGUGUUUUGUCAGCGUGAUAGUAUCCCUAUUCAAACUGAUGUUUUCAAAGACACUAUUUCAUCAAACACAGCUUUGUUGUUGUUUAUCGAGCGUUCAUCAGCUUCCAAUAUGAUAUUACGACUGUCUUACCUAACGCAACAUUUGACUAAUUCUUUUAACCUGGACAGCAUUAUGGCUUUUAGGAAAUGGUUUUUAAAUGCAGAAGUACAAAAUCAUGAUGGAAGUCAUACAAUAUGUGAAAGUCUGAAUUAUUACCCUGAUUGUCUUUCUUUACAUGCUGCAAGAAAGUACUUCUUCCUGCUUAUCCAACAACUUUAUGGUUUGGAUCAAGUUCUAACUGAUAGAAGCCCUGCCAGUCAAUCAAUCAUGUCAAUUUCAAAGUCUUUCACUGAAGGAAAGUUGUCAACGAUUUUUCUCCAACACAAGUCUCUGAUGUUUAUUUACAAAUUUUGUAAUUUGAUGCUUGCGUUCAUCAGAGAAACCUGGUUUAAGGAGCUAACAAUAAAUGAAACCUCAUAUUUUGCAACACUGGAAAAUUCAUUUGCAUGGUUUUACUUAUUUGUUGGAUAUUGCAAGACUGAAAUCCCUCGAAUGUCAAUAUCAACACACUUGUUCUCGCUAAGUUCCUUAGCACUGCAUUGGAAAUGGAUGAAAGAAAGAUUUCUUAUAAAUUUUAUUUCAUCUGUACCAAAUGAUUGCAAGUUUAUAAUAGAUCAGUUAGACAUGGUAAUUGGGCAUGAUCAAAUUGGUAGUAUCAUGUAUGGUAUUGUGAAUUUAAUUGGAAGACCAAAAGGGUUUUUGUAUAUUGGACAAUUUGAGAUGAUGAAUGAGCUUCUCGAAAUGUAUAACGAAAUGCAAUGUGAAAGCAUCCAUAACAGCAAAACAUCAUUAAGACAUUCUGUGAUUGGGACUGUGAAAGAAGUUUGGUGUAAUAAAACUCUCAAAAAUGACGUGAAACAUAAAGCAAACAUGUUAAAAUCAGAAAUGCAAGAAUAUUGUGUUACUAGCACAAUAAAUCCAAUGACAAAGAAUUGUUUAGUUCUAAGCAAAAGUAUUUUUCAUUUGUCUUUAUGCGGCUUUCUGACGAAAGCUGUGUUUUGUUUGGAUGAUUGGAACAAAAAAUAUUUGGAAGUUCUACUGCAAUAUGGCCUCACCUACCACAUUGCAAAUGGAGAUCAGUUGAUGGUACUAGAUACCUUCAGAGAAUACAAUAAUCAAAAGCAUUGCCAUAUCCUUCCAUAUUUACAAUCGAAUAUGUACUCUGUUUUAUUCAAUGCUGUAUCUACUUUCUUUUUGGAAAAUGAUGAUUUAUCAUCAAGCACAAAGCGCAUAACACUUUCUCCAUCCUUUCCAAUUUUAUCAAUAUUACAAGAUUUGAUAAACACAGAUAGCAAAGAUUAUGUUCUGGAUAUAUCCCUUCAAAGUUUUAGAGAAACUAUGGAUAUGCUGAGUCAUGUUCAUGUAUUGUUAUGGUCAAAUAUGGAUAAGAUGCUAUCAUUUAAUAGCAUUUAUAACUAUCAUUUAAAUUUACAGUCAUGGUGUGACAAUGUCAAGAUUUUAAAUGCACUUGGUACAACAUUUAAUAAAGGCACUCACCACAAUUUGGUUAUAAAUGAAGCAGAUUACAAAAUAAAUAGAAAUGCAGUUAUUGGUCAAAUCUGUCACGUCAUGAAGACAAUAGACAUGUCAAGUUUGUUGUUACCAAGUACAAGUAUGAUUGUAAACACUAUUAUAGAAACGCAAGAAGAAUGUACAAACAAUGUAAGUGUUAAGUCUGCUGAAACAGAGCAAAUAUUUGUUGCAAUGCAAAUGUGUUUAUCAGGUCUUCUUAUUCUUGACAUAUCAAGACCGUAUUUGAAAUAUGAUCCAGUAGAAGAAGUUAGUAUGAGAUUAAAGAAUCUAAAAGAACAGCUCUAUUCCAUUAAUACGGAGUUAAAAGUUCGGUACGAUGCAGAGUAUAUCUGGUCAGGUUUUGAAUCUCCAAGUUUUAAAGAUUUUACUGUCAAAGUUGAGCAUUUUACCUCGAACCCAGAAAGAGUACACACUCUUCUUAAACGUAGAGAGAUGAUUGCCAGUGAAAUUCAAGCUAUUCAAGAUGAAGAAACUAUUCGUCCAACACCUUCAGAGUACAAUGUUCUUUAUCAAGAUUUUCAACAUUUCAUGGAGACUAUAGGUGAUAUAUCCAAGAUUCUAUCACUUAUAAAAGAACAGAAAAGACUUCUACUAAAUUGUACAAGUAGUUUGUCGCAAAUCAAAAGCAUGCUAAGUGUCGUCCAGAAAUCUAAGUUAUGGGUCAACUCUGCUCAUAAGUUUGUGGAGAAAAUAAAGACUUCAUUUCCCUUGUACAAUGACAUAACAUUGCUCCCCUGUUAUGGUUUGCAAAAAUGCAAAAAUGGAUCGCUGAUAAUGAUUGAUUGCAUCAAUCAGAAACUACAGCAGUUACAAUUCAGUGAAUCUGCAACUGUGCAUUUACCAUCACAAUUUUUUGAUCAUCUCUGCAAUUCACAUGCCAAUCGUCCUAUUAAGAAUACGGAAUACAUGUGUCGGAGUGAUGUAAUGGAAUUGAUAAAUUACUUAUCGAAAGAUACAUCUGGAAGACUUGUUGGAGUCCAAUCCACGGUGCUCAGUUUCGCAUUAUUCAGUCUCAAAAAGCACUUUUGCUUUGGUGAAAGUCACAGAAUGUUUGCUCAGGACCAAUCACAUUUUUUCACAUUAUUGAAAAUAAUCUUAGAUUAUGCUUAUUUGUUUUGGUGUGAUCAGAAACAGAAGCAAAUUGAAGAAGAAGAAAAGAAAGCCUCAUUGUACAAAUUUCGUGCAGAAAUUCAUUGCGAAGAAAAAACGGACGAAGAAGAAACAUUGGAAUCACAAAAUAAACUAUUUCCAACUUUUGAAAAUGAGUUUGAAGAUUUAAUCAUUACAGACUCUUUAAACAAUCCCGAUUCAGCUGAAAAGAAAGAAAAUAGCAAUGAAAGCAAACAUGAUGUUAAAAUAGAUGAGGAUGUUAUUUUUGAGUUAGUUAGAGAUAUCUAUUUCCAUCGUUGCGAGGAAGAUCCAUCAACACUUGUGAAUAAUACCUUAGUCCAACAAGCACUAAAGUUAUUAAAAAUUCCACAAGUGUUUACAUGUUUGGAUUAUGAAACGGUUCCAUACAUAUUGCUACUUACAAUAUCAAAAAUGUUGGAUAAUCUGUCGAAAGAUACAGUGUUAGAUCCUACUGUAUUCAAUAUAUACUCUGAUCAUUGUGUUCAUGAAGCACUACAAACAAGAGAUAUUUUGAUUGAAUUUACUCAGUACAUCGAAAGUUUAUUGUCUCAGUUUGAAGAACAUCCAGCACUUCUUCAGAUUAAGGAAAUAAUCCAAAGAAUUUUAUCAUUUUCUAUAUACAGUCCUUUGAUGAAGUUUGUGACCGGUUUUGAACUUCUCCUCAAACAAGCCCAGAACUGGGAAAUGUAUGCUGGAAAGCAUGUUUCAUUACGAAAACAUCUUGAGGAUAUUUCAUCGAAAGUAAUUGAAUGGAGAAAGCUUGAACUUAAAAGUUGGCCAUUGUUGCUUGAGAAAGCAGAGAAGAAGAUAACACAAUCUGUUUCAAAAUGGUUUUUUCAGUUUUAUAAUUUGAUGGAGGAAUCGAGAAAAAAAGAAGAAGCUGAUAUACAAGUUGAAAAAGAUGCUGUUGUAACAGCAGUGAAAGAAUUCUUUGAAGGAUCCACUAUUGGAGAAUUUCAAGCCAGACUUGAAAUGAUUGAAACCAUUUUAAUGCAUCUCCAAACACACAAUAUCUGUAAAGAUCUUCAAAAUGGUGUUUGGAAUGUCUUUAUGUAUUACACGCAGUUUGUAACACCUGUUUUACAAUUCAAACAAGAUGCAAAGAGACCUAUUGAGAAGGAAUUAAAGGACUAUGUCAAAAUUGCUAAAUGGAAUGACAUUAACUUUUACGCAAUGAAAGAAGCUGUUGACAAAUCACAUCGAACUUUGAAUAAGUUUGUGCGAAGAUACGAGCGUGUUCUUCAAGAACCAAUCCAACAAUUUCUGCAAGAUACAAAAAAAUUUAUAACUCCAUCACCAUUUGAAGGCAAGCAGUUUUACUAUGAUGAUAGUAAAUAUGAGGCUAUUCUAUUGACGCAAGCAGAUGUUCUUCCAAUUGAUGACUUUGGUGAUUUGUAUUUGAAUAAAAUCAACAACUUGCAGUUGAAGAUAAAGAAAUACAUGAAAGAAGCUUAUACUAAGAUGAAGUAUGGAAUGCUGAUUGAGAAUUUAGAUGGAUUUACUGGUGAUAUUAUUGAUGGUAUUAAAGAACUUCAAACAGAAGAUGUCUUGGCUUUACCUAAAGAGAAACAAAAAUCAGCCAGAACGAAUCUCCAGCAAAGAAAACGCAAAGGACUUGCUAGUUUGUUUAAAGAAUUGAAAUUAAUAGGUAUAUCGUACAGAAAAGGUCAACAAAUAUCAGAAGAUGUUCAAAUUAAUCUACCAAUAAUUAAAGUCCAAAACUUUUUCAGAAAUGAUGACUCAGCAUAUUUGGCUAAGAUGUUACAUUCUUGUAAUGAUUAUUUUUUUGGUUGUAUGGCAAAACAAGCAAUGUUUCAAUCUGCGUCUCUUGUGCCAUCAAAGGAGUUAGGACCUGGUGAAGUGACGAGGUUUAAAGGUCUAACUGCUCAUCUAUUUCACAUUGCAUGCGAACAAAGAGAGCGGUUGCAUAAAGUUUUAACAGCUCACACAGAUAUCAGUCACAUGGUUGCCAAAUUUAAAGGCAUUGAAAAUUCGUUGGACCAAGAAUCUCUUCUUCCAUCUCAAAAAUUCACAAAAAAUUUUUUACUUAAAGUCAGAGAUCAUAUUUCGCAGUCAUUAACCCGCCUUCAGUACUUCAAGGAACUGUUGCUUGCUUGUCCUAAAAACCAAGUAGACCAAAUUCUUUCACCUUUUUCCAGUGAUGAGCUAUCAUCUGCAGCUUUGUAUAAGCUAGGUGAUGAAAAUAUGAAUGAAAUACUUCGGUUGCUUCAGAGUGUCACUGAUGUUCAUUGUGAGUUGAAGAAUGAAAUGGAUAACAUGCAGUUUGACGAACAAAAGUUUCCAUUAUUGAUCUGGUCUCACAGCACAUUCAUUACACAUGCAUUGUCCAAGUUACAAAAUGAAUUAACAACAAUUGAUCGAAUCGUUCAACCAUUCCUCUCUCCAAUAGAUUCACAAGAAAGAUGUUUAGCUGAAGUACUUGUAAACAUAAAGAAGGAUUUGUUGACGCUGACAAAAAUGUUUGAUGUUACAAGUCAGCAUGAAAGUCAAAACAAAAGUACUGUCACACCAGAUUUGUUGUUAAACAAGGUUGAGACUUUUAUUCAGCGUUUGUUAUUAUGCGUUCAGUCUGUUAUUAAAAAGGCUGAUGAAUAUCAACAAACACUCGACGAUCUUCAAGACACUGAAGUUUCAAUGCUUAAAGGUCAUCUCUCUCCAUUGCUUACGACAAAUUUUUUAAAGCACAUGCAAUCAUUUGAUUUGGAUUGCAUAGUGACUUCGUGUAACGAUUUCAUUAAACAGUUGUCAUUGGUGUUUGAAGAAGGUAUAGACGAAUCGCCAGUUUACAAAGCAUCUCUCAACAUGCUUCGUCUUUUGGAAGAAUUCGAUGGUCUGCUUAAAUUCUACGUUUUUCACUCGAUUAUGCUGCAUAGGACUUGCUGCAAGUUGUUGUUUGUCCUGUAUGAGCUUUUCACCAAUCUACUUAAAGAGGGUUAUUGUGUCCCACCUGAAGAAGACACUAGUAUGAGUGGUGAAGGUGCUACUGAGUUUGAAGAUAUUCAAAAUGGAGGUCUUGGUGAGGGAGAAGGAGCUAAGGAUGUCAGUGAACAAAUUGAAAGUGAAGAUCAGUUAGAAGACACGAAACAUGAAAAAUCAGAAGAGCAGAAAAAAGAGGAUGAUGAAGAUGAUAUCGCAGAGGAGAAAGAAGGGGUCGAAAUGAGUGACGAUUUUGAAGGGAAACUACAGGAUCUUGAAAUGGACGAAAAACAAUCAUCUGGUGAAGAAGAAGAAAAUGAAGAAGACGAAGACGAAGCUGAUAAACAAAUGGGAGAAGUAGAUGAUGAACAAGAAACACUCGACGAAAAAAUGUGGGGAGAUUCUGAUCACGAAGAUGAAAAUGAGAACGAAAAAAAAGAAGAGAAGGGGAAAGGAGCUGAAGGGGAAUCAGAAUCCCAACUUGUUGCUAAUGAGGAUAACAGAGGGGAACAAGAAGGUGAAGAAAAAGAGAAAAAAAAUGAGAAAGAUAAACUGAAAAAUGACCAACAAGAAUCUGGUGAUUUUGAUGAACAAAAUGAAAUAGAUGAUGGUACGCAACAAGAAGAACAAAACAAUGUGGACGAAUUUGAUGUAAACAAAGAUGAUAUGGAUAUUCCUGAUGAUAUAAAUCUUGAUGGAGAUGAGAAAGAUGGAGAGGACAAUGAUGACGAUGAGAAUGAUGAAGAUGGGGAAGAUGAAAUAAAGGAGGACGAUCACAAUGAGCAAACAGAAGAAACAAUGGAUGAAGAGCAGUUAGAAAAUCAAGAUCAAGAGGCGCUUGAGAAGGGAGACGAGGAGGAACAGGAUACUAGAGAUGAUAAAAGUAACGAAGAUCUUAACACAGAAAAUAGACUUCAACAAGACGACGCGACACCUGUUGAUAAUGUCGAAGAAGCUCCGUCUGAUGUCGUAAUCAAAUCGAGCACAACGGAGUCAUCUCAACAAGAAAAUUCAAAUGAUCAAGGUGUAGGUGCUGCAGAUGCUGAAGGUGAAGACGGUCACCAUGGUAAUGAAAAUGCUGUCUCCAAGCAACGCAUGGAAAAACAAAAAGGAAGAAAAAGGAAAGAGAUGCAGCAUGCAAAUAAAGAUCGUUCGUUGCAGAAAGAUGACAUACAAGGAGCGAAGAAACGAAAAGCUAUGGAUGUCGAAAAUAUUGAUGAUGAGAAAGAUGAUGAACAGGAGAAGCCCUCAAAUGAUGCUGACACUUUCCAGCAUAUGAAAGACGAUAGUAUGAAAUUUGACGAACUUACUAUUGACACGGCUACAAAAGAACAGUUAAACGAACAUUCUCAAACGAUGAAGAAGAAUGAUGACGAUGAUGUUGAAAUGGAAAAUGAAGCCGACGUGUCUGGCGAAGAAGAAGAAGAAGAAGGAAUUCAAGAAGACAAAGAUGAUGUAGUAAAUAAAAAGGAUGCAGUAUCAUCAAAAUCCUACGAUAUACAUGGUGAGGUGGAGGACGAAUCCAUAGAAGAAAUCAAAAAUGAAGAAGAAAAGAGAAAAUUUGAAGAUAUGGAAACAGAUGAAGAACGAGAAAUUAAAACUGAUUUCUUCACAUCUACAACACUCUUGGAAGCACCUUUGCAAAAUAUUCACGAAAAAGAAAACUUCAUAGAAGAAUUACGGCAUGAAUUAGAAAAUGAAUUAGUUUCUCUUUCUGUCAACAAAUCGAAAAUAAACGAUGAAAAAAUUGCUAUGGAAUUAUGGAUGAAGUUUGAAAAGCUGACGUCAGGAUUAGCGCAGCAGUUAUGCGAACAGUUAAGGUUAAUAUUGGAGCCAACUGUUGCCAGCAAAAUGAGAGGAGAUUACCGCACUGGAAAGAGGCUGAACAUGCGUAAAGUGAUUCCUUAUAUAGCGAGUCAGUUUCGUAAGGAUAAGAUUUGGUUACGACGAACAAAGAAAAGCAAACGAAAAUAUCAGAUUAUUAUGGCUGUCGAUGAUUCAUCUAGUAUGACUGACAACCAUUCGAAACAACUUGCUUUUGAAUCACUUGCAGUUAUCAGCAACGCUUUAAGAUGGCUUGAAGCUGGUGAUUUAGCUGUAUGUAGCUUUGGGGAGGAAGCACGACUUAUUCAUUCGUUUGACGAACCCUUCAGUGAACAUUCAGGAGCUUCCAUUCUGCAGCAAUUUACUUUUGAACAAAAGAAAACAAAAAUAGCUCAGUUACUGAACAUGUGUACGGUCUUGUUGAACGACGCAAAGUCGCAUCAGAGAAGUGGGAACGCGGUGUCGCAGUUGUUACUUAUAGUUUCAGAUGGCAGGGGAAUAUUUUUAGAAGGAAAAGAGGCGGUGUUGAAAGCAGCGUCACAGGCUAGAGAGUCUGGUAUUUUUACCGUCUUUCUUAUUAUGGACGAUCCAAAAAAUCGCAACUCUAUCCUCGACAUAAAAGUUCCAAUCUUCAACCCUGCUGGUGGCAUUCCAGAAAUUAAAUCAUAUAUCGAAGAAUUUCCGUUUCCAUUUUACCUGCUUCUUCGAGACAUCAAUUCUCUACCUAAUGUUCUUAGUGAUGCGUUGAAGCAAUGGUUUGAAUUAGUGACGCAAACCACGUGAUCAAGAGUUGGUGCGAACCAGGCGUAUCUAUUGUAUGAAAACUGUACUGGUUUCUAUAUGUUGCAUUAAGAGUAAUCGCGAAUAAGAUGUUUUGGGGUGAAAUAUUUUCAAUUCGACGACAUUUUAUUUAUCGUAUUUAAAGCAUAAAAUUUUAGACAGUAUAAUUUUAUAUACAUAGAAAAUUUUAUAAACUUCUUGACUUAGAUAUGAAAAGUAAAUUAUUUUUAACCUGAAAACAAUUUCUUUAUCGUGUUUAAUACGUAUCUUAAUAUACGAAAUUUUUGGGUGUUAUUUUUGUGCCCGAAAGGCGAGGGAAUAGUUAAAUUUCCAUGAAAUUAGCCUAUUUAUCGUGAAUUAAGUGCAAAAUUGUUUUCCCCAAACCCUAGAAUUUGAAUUUAAUUGUGCUGUAAUGGCAAAGAAAGAAACUUGUUAAAGAAGUCUUUAUCUCUUAUGCUAAUGAAAAACGCUGUACCCUAAAAAUACUGAUUUUGCAAAAAUUUGAUGUACGAUUUUACGAUGUUCGUAGUGUUAUAUUCUACGUUGCGCUUGUAUGUGCACAUGUAGACGCCAUCUUGUUGGUGGAGCUGGAUUAACAACAUUACUAAAUAUGCAGCAUGUUAAGAAAGAAAAAAAUAUGCCUAAAAUUAUCUAGACAGUAUUGUCAUUGCAUCCUCUGUAACAUGAAUUUGAUUUUGUUUUAUUUAAUUUUUUUUGUGUGUUCCAGAUUUUACAAGGUAUACAUCUGUCUUAUUUUAACGCGAUUCUUGUA